Patiria miniata (bat star) is the source of this 3427-nucleotide messenger RNA. RefSeq lists its product as uncharacterized. Gene Ontology annotation, molecular function: RNA binding; protein binding; metal ion binding. Lineage: Eukaryota; Metazoa; Echinodermata; Asteroidea; Valvatida; Asterinidae. The coding region runs from base 142 to 2214 and encodes 690 amino acids. The record is from RefSeq and is a predicted model, not a curated record. The transcript is spliced from 19 exons.
CCGACACUUGGUCACGUGACUCAUUUCGCGCACGGGCGAUAUGUUGCAAACAUGGCGAAACAUGCGCUUAUUUCGCAUUGACAGCUGCGCAACGAAGUGAAUGAAUGUCAACUUUACAGCGUCUAAAACUUCUUUUAAAAAAUGUCACUCGACAAGGCGAAGGCUUGUGACAUCUUGGGUGUUCCCAGAGGUGCCAGUGAGGCUGACAUCCGAGCAGCCUACAAACGUCUGGCGCUGAAAUGGCACCCGGAUAAACAUGCCAACGAUGACAUCGCCACCGAGAAAUUCCAAGAGAUCUCUGCGGCAUACAAAUGUCUGACGGCAGAAGACAAAACCGAAUAUGUUCUCACUAUGGAGGACAUGUUCGAGUUGUUUGCUCAGAUCUUCUUUGGUUCCAGAGCUUCCUAUAACGGUUACAUCGACACCAGUGAUGACGAUUAUGACGAUGACAGUGACGAGGAUUUCUGGGAAUCGGUGGAGUCCAAACGAAGAACCUUUCACAGAAAAACAACAGAAUAUUCCUACACAGCAAACAGACCAACUGAGAGUGAGGCGAGCAAGAAUGCCGAGGAGUUGAUGCAAGAGGAGGAGCGGCAGAAGAAAUCUCGGGAGAAGCGGAAAUCCAAGAAGAAGCGGCAGCGGGAGAAAAAGCGCGAGGAGAAAGUCAAGCAGGAAGAGGAGGAGGCCAAGAAGGCGGAGGAGAAACGACGGAAGGCGGAGUUUUUACAAAAAGCCAAAGAGUCGGCUGAGAAGGCCAGACGAGAAGCAGAGAAAAAGCAGCAGAUGUCCCAGUCUACCAACUCGCAGAUUCCUCACCAGGGUACAACAAAGUCCACGUCUACCAGUAAAGUUAACCACGACACUAUUUCCAACAAUUUCAAUUCUACAAAAAGUAGAACCAGAGCUCCCAAUGAUGUCAAAGUCAAAACUGGGACGACGGGCAGUAGGGUGCGAGUACCCUCGGACUCCGUUGCAGAUGACGACAUCUUAGGGUGGGACCAACACAGCGCUUUCUUCGCUGGGGCGGCGGCCACCGUCAAGAGGUCAACGACCUCGGCCCCCACGGCUGCCAAGCCCGAGAAGAACAAGAAGAAGGGCGGGGCUAAGGGCCAGAAUGAGGAGGCGGAAUCGAUCGACAACAUGGAUCCUAUUGUUUUACAAAGCAGACAAACUGCAGUUAAAGGGAAUGAAAUGGCUAAUUUGGGACACUACAGUGCAGCUAUAGAGCUAUUUACUCAAGCGAUUGAAUUGGAUCCAAGGGAUUUUAGAUUUUUUGGUAACCGUUCUUUUUGCUAUGACCGACUAGAACAGUAUGAAAGUGCUAUAAAAGAUGCAAAUCGAGCUAUUACUUUAGCCAAGGAUUGGCCAAAGGGAUAUUUUAGAAAAGGUCGUGCAUUGGCUGGCCUUAAGCGUUUCGGUGAAGCUGAAACUGCAUUUGAGCACGUCCUAAAAUUGGAUAAAAAUUGUGAGGACGCAGUGGAGGAGUUGCACAAGGUCCGAGUCUAUCGACUUAUGGAGAUGGGCUUCAAUCGGCCCCAGAGCGACGCCGCCAUCCGUCAAUACGGCUCGGUCCAGGCCGCCCUCGACGCCCUGCUCACCAACGGCGUAGAGGGCGUCAUCAACUCCUUCCCUGACGAUGUGUACAUCUCGGACGAGGAGGAUUACAUUACAGAAACCAUUGAACGCAGUAAACUCGAUUCUUGCAAUCCAUUGAAUCUACGCUCCCUAUGGGUCGGCAAUCUCCAUUCUACCAUAUCCGAGAAACAACUGAGAGAUCUUUUUGGGCCUUUUGGUGAAAUAGAGAGCCUUCGUCGCCUUCCGGACCGGUUUUGUGCCUUUAUUAACUACAAACGUCCAGAGGAGGCGGCCAGAGCUCUGGAACAACUUCAGGGCGUGGAGGUAGGCGGGCGCUAUCUUUUGAUAAAAUUCCCGGACAACCCAAUUGUGGAAGGCCAGCCACGCACCACGGUGUUGAAGAAAACCAACGUCGCCGCCGCCGCGGGCAAACAGCCGCAGCCCAAAAUUGCUCAGCCGGUCAGCCAAACACAGAACGAUGCAAGUGGCAACAAGGUGACAGGUCCCGUCAACGGCAAUGAGUGUUACUUCUGGCGGACCACUGGCUGCGUCUUCGGCGACCGUUGCAAGUACAAACACCUGAAACAGUCCAAAGGAGCCGAUCUCAAGCCCUGGCAGAAAGUAGUUUACGAUAACUGACCCGAUUCCUACCAAAUUCGACAUCAGGAAGGAUCCAGUUGAUUCAAGUUGAAAGUAAAAGAAAAUUUCAUCGUCUGCUUUUCGUGAUUAAAAAAAAAUAUUUAAAAUUCAAAACAUAAUGCAAAAAAACCAAAUGCUCAUUUUCAUGUUACCAAUUGUUGGAUUUGAUUUUUUUCGGUGUUCUUCCUGCUUGACGUCACGUGUGUGGAAUUCGGUAAAAACUUGUUGGUCAGAACAAAGAAAUAUGUUUUUAUGCAAGAAACUUGCCUCCGAAGCAGAGUUUUGUUUAUAUUUGCAAAAAUAUAAAUGAGCGGCAGUGAUGGCAAUGUAAAGAACUGAAGGGCAUUUAUUGGGCUACCGGCCGAGUAGCUUUGCAUUUUUGAAAACUGAUUAUUUUAUAGAGGAUUCAAACUUGGGUCUUGUGUUUCAGAAAAGGUGAUCGAACCAUCCAAAGUUACCGGCAACUGAAACAGAAAUGUACAAGUUUAAAAAAAAAAGAUUUUUGGAAAAAAAAUUGGUUCAGAUUUUUUGGUAAAAGUGUUGUUAAAAAAAUUUAAAAAUCUCACUGUACGUGAGAAACCUAUUCUAUUUACACUUGUCGUGGACAAUUACAGUAAAUAAUAACAAAUUUCGCCUUCGAUAUUUCAGAAAAGAAUAUGCCAAAGUUAAUGUCAAACGUGGACCAGGAGAUUUUGAAAUCCUUGCUCCUGUCUGGAAAUGCCGUUUUUCUUACUUUUGAAAGAAAAAAGGUCUUCAUUUUUAUUAACAUUAAAAUGCAAGGACAUGUCGAAAUGCUUGUUUCUUUCUUUGGCAAGCUUAAAAGGUGUUAUAUUUUGCUAAUUUUACCAGACCAAGUGUUUGUUGUUCGUUUCGUCGUUAACAAAUCUGUAAGCUAUUUCUUUGACGGUCUUUUCCGUGAAUGCAGUAGUUACUGAUAAGAAAUGCUAAUUUUCAGUGACCACUUGAGCAAAAUUGUGGGAAAGACCCAUUUUACUUUCUUUAGUUCUUGUGGAUUUUCUUUCCUUUAUUAGAGAAAGUACUCAGUCUUGAUGUUGUCUUUGCAUGAAUAUUACAUGUUUAACUUAUUAACGCUCUGCACAAGUACCCCCUCAACGGUUAGAAGGAGAAAGUUGGGUGGGCCACUGGAAGCAAUUGUUGAACGCGCAUUGCCGAGUUUUUCAGAGUUUUAACAAGUCACUGAAUUUUGUGACUC